CACCUCAACUCCAGUGAACAGUGGCUUCAUUCACAGGAGAGCCGGGGUCUAUGCUGGUGACCUGGACCACCUUUAAUAAAACAGAGAGCAAGGUGGAGUACGGCCUUCUGGGGGGUCGGCUCUUUGAGACGACGGCCACAGGUGACGCUACUUUGUUUGUCGACUCUGGAGAGGAGAAGAGGAAGAUGUUCAUCCACAGAGUCACUCUCACAGGCCUCAAAGCUGCCUCUCCAUACGUCUACCACUGUGGGGGCAACGAGGGCUGGAGCGACGUGUUCUUCUUCACCGCUCUGAAUGACAGCGCAAGUUUCAGCCCCAGGUUUGCUCUGUACGGUGACCUUGGCAAUGAGAACCCUCAGUCUCUGGCUCGACUGCAGAAGGAGACGCAGCUGAGCAUGUACGAUGCUAUCCUGCACAUAGGGGACUUUGCCUACGACAUGCACAAGGACAAUGCCAGGAUUGGAGAUGAGUUCAUGAGGCAGGUCGAGUCCAUAGCUGCCUACGUGCCCUACAUGACCUGUCCAGGCAACCACGAAGCAACAUAUAACUUCUCCAACUACAGGAAUCGGUUCAGCAUGCCAGGCAAGACCGAGAGCCUGUGGUACAGCUGGAACCUGGGGUCAGCGCACAUCAUCUCCCUCUCCACCGAGGUUUAUUUCUAUCUCCAGUUCGGCCUGGAGCUCCUCUUCAAGCAGUACGAGUGGUUGAGGAAAGACCUGGAGGAGGCCAACAAGCCGGAGAACCGUGCAGUACGUCCCUGGAUCAUCACCAUGGGACACAGACCCAUGUACUGCUCUGAUGACGACCAGGACGACUGCACCACGUUUGACUCCUAUGUCAGACGGGGAAGGAAUGACACCAAACCAACAGCUCCGGGUCUAGAGGAUCUAUUCUACCGCUAUGGGGUGGAUGUGGAGCUGUGGGCGCAUGAGCACACAUACGAGAGGCUGUGGCCCGUCUACGGUGACAAGGUGUUCAAUGGGAGCAAAGAGCAGCCUUAUGUGAACCCAAAAGCUCCCGUUCACAUCAUCACAGGCUCUGCUGGCUGCAGAGAGAAGACCGACAGGUUCAACCCAAACCCCAAAGAGUGGAGCGCCUUCCGCAGCACAGACUACGGCUACACCCGCAUGCACGUGGUCAACAGCACUCACCUGUACCUGGAGCAGGUCUCUGAUGACCAGUAUGGGAAAGUGAUUGACAGCAUUUGGGUGGUGAAGGAAAAGCACGGCUACUCUUCCUGGUUCUGAAGACUGCUAUCAUUUUUUUUUUUUUUUUUUUUUUUAAAUCUACUAAGGAAAUGCACUUUAAACCUAAAACAAGCAAACAAGGUAUGCGCUAAUGAAUACAGUUACACAUUUCAUUCCUAAUUCAGCAUAUUAAAUUAGGACCGCUUUAUGAUGAUGAUCUACUGUAAAUGAAUUUGCUGUCAGGUGCUCUAUUAAACAAUGUUUUGUAGACAGAG
Labrus mixtus (cuckoo wrasse) is the source of this 1462-nucleotide messenger RNA. RefSeq names its product acid phosphatase 7, tartrate resistant (putative) (gene acp7). Gene Ontology annotation, molecular function: acid phosphatase activity; metal ion binding. The transcript has 12 exons. NCBI's taxonomy places the organism in Eukaryota, Metazoa, Chordata, Actinopteri, Labriformes, Labridae. The record is from RefSeq and is a predicted model, not a curated record. Bases 51 to 1247 code for a protein of 398 amino acids.